AGCUUUUUCUAUUCUACUGGACAUUUGACACACCCUAUUCUCUUUUCUUGUUCUUGUUUAUCUUUAUUUUCAAGUGAGCAGGUUGAUGAGUAACUGUUGGACGAGUGAUGCGGGCAUAGUCCAUUUUCUUCCAUCCUGUAGCAGUGUUGUCCCCAUUCGAAGUUCCUUCACAAAAAAGUAGAGGGUAAGAAUUCUAUGGAGACAUUGUUGGAUGUGCGAAAUUGAGAUGUGUAGGGUUAUUCCCAACAGAAAAGACGAAAUUAAGGACAUAUCUAAUGCUCAGUUCACUUGUUGAUGUUCUUCUUGGUCAAAACAUUGAUAAACCCAUCAGAGAUGCUGCUCUGUAUCUUCCAUCUGAUCCUGUUGAUUUGCUAUUUCUACUAGGGAAGAAAAGAUCCCUUGAUAUGGGAUUCUCUUCUUGUCAAUUAGCAGCUUUGCUGAUUUUAAAUGCAAGUUCUUUGUAUGAUGAUAGGCUUGCAGAUGAGAAGCUGGUUUUAUCUUCCUUGGAACAGUUUAUUCUUGUAAAUGGUAGUGACUUUCUACAUGGAAUUGAUUCAUUGAUGAUGAUGCAACUGGUAAAUCUUUUUGGUUUCUAUCGAGGUGUUGGGAUGAUGAAUUACUGAAUUCCCUUUAGUUCAGAAGCUGAGAGGAUUAUGUUCCAUCUGUUGACUGAAAAAGAAUGGGAUUUGUCUUCCUACAUAAUUCACUUUGUAGUUGGUAUCACUAAAAUGGUUGUUUCAAUAAGAAAAAAAAUCAGCAAGCAACUGUCUUCUCAAAUCCUAAAAUUCUGCAGACUCAAUAGCGGAAAUAGUGCUGACAUCAUUGUCCAAACGAAACAUAGCCAGACUUUUGAUGUUGAUAAUAUUGCAGAGUUGGUGAUAGCAGGGGAUAACUAUGUAGCAUCGCUUUUCAGCAAACUGAUUGGGCCUCUCAACUUUAGUAGUUGAUGGAUUUCCUGAUUACAGCACUGGAUGUGGAAGGCUGGACUUGUAAAGGUCUGCAAGUAAUUGGCAUCCUUUCUCUUGUUUUGCACCACUCAACCAACAAAGUCCUUCUAGAGGCUUCAAAAGCGCCAUUAUUUUCAAUACUACCUUGAUCACUUCAAUCAACAGCAUGAUUCGUACAGCCUGCUCAAAGGGACUUGCAUUGGUCGAUUGCGACGAGAAGACAGUGAUGGGGGAAACUCUGAUAUAUGUGCUUUUACUAUUCUACUUCUCUUUAAGAAGAUAACCAACUCUUUUGAAUACAAAUAUUAUCUUUGUGCUUUUUCUGCAAGCUAACACUUUCACUUGCUUUAGUUUGCAUGCAGUUCUACCAGAGCUUGUCGACUGGCAUCAUUUCAUGGACGGCUAAAAUCUGAUGCAGCAACUUUCCACUAUCACCAUCCAAUGCACUGAUUUGUGCAGGCUUAUGCAUUUUGGGCCUCCUACAGCGAAGCUUGUUGCUUCAUACUGCGUGUUAGAAUAUUUACCAGACUAACUGAACAAAUAAAUAGGAAACAUGAAGAGUUAGAAUGUUCAAUGGAUUAUCAAAUUUCUACUAUGGCUAUACUAGAUAACUAGAAGGCCUAGUUUUCCAGUGACAUCAGAGUGGGUAGGAACUGUGCCUUCUGCCUCUCAAUGAUAAUCGGGUGGGAAAAACUGGAAAUGAAGGAGACUAGAUUCAUUGCAAAGAAUAGGUGGUGCAGGUUGAUAGUAGAAGAGAUGGCAAUGUCUUUGGCAGUUCCAUACUUAGCUUCUAAGUCUUUCACGAAUCAUCACAAAUGCGUUGUUCACAUAACUGUUGCAUUGCUAAAGCUUCAGAAGGUUCCAAGGUGCCUGAGGUUGGUGUUUAAUGUUUGCUGCAUAUCCAAUAUAAUUGACAAUCUUUCAGCUAGCAACGUGAGUUCUGAGAUGAUUUUCUUAUUUCGAGAGCUGUCAAACAGUGAUUUUUUAAACACCAAGCAGAUUGGAACUCUAAAACAGACAGGUGAUGAUACUUGUCUUAGCUGUCAAGCAUUCUGUUCUGUACAUGCCAUACAAUUGCUAUUUUUCUCUUUGAACUCCUUGUCCCUUUGGCCAUGAAGUGAUGAAUUUUCUCACUCUC
Molecule: messenger RNA, 2085 nt
Organism: Tripterygium wilfordii
Lineage: Eukaryota; Viridiplantae; Streptophyta; Magnoliopsida; Celastrales; Celastraceae
Product: protein PUTATIVE RECOMBINATION INITIATION DEFECT 1-like
Exons: 2
Coding region: 276-623 (115 amino acids)
Biological process (GO): meiotic DNA double-strand break formation
Source: RefSeq, a predicted model, not a curated record